UUGGAUGGCUUCCAAGCAAGAGACAUCAAAAGUCAGCUGAAACCAGUCUGAAACAAGAGAGAUGGAGGUAUUAAUGAAGUCGUCAAGGGAAAGAGAGAGGAGGUUAUGGAAACAAAGAGUCCAACAACCAAACCCAAUCCAUUGAUCCUAAGACACUCUUGAGGCCAACCUGCACCAGUACUUCUGCCACCAUGUGGCUUGUGGCGGAAUCCCUCCAACAAAAACGGCAGGAGAAACAAAGUACUAUGCAACUGUAAACAGGUAUGUUGUCUUUGCAGAGGGAUAAAAUAAGUAGAUGCCCAGAAUCCGCUGGAAAGUUGGUGGAUGACAAGAGAGGUGCACCUCCAUCUGUGUCUCUUUUCUGGUGAGAGGUAGCAGUGGUGGUGGUGCUUGGAGUAGCGUUAGGUUAUUCUAAAGGAGAAAAGAGGGGGAAGAGAAAAAAGGAGGGGCAUAGCGCCGUCUUUCUUUUCCCUGUUUCAUCUCACUUGCACAAGGAAUUAGAAAAGGGUUGAGGCAAAAGAAAAAAAAAGAAAAGAAACUAGGGAAGAUGGAUCCAAUAACGGCAUCAUCAGCACAUGGACAUCAUCUUCCUCCUCCAUUCCACACACGAGACUUCCAUCACUUCCACCAGCUGCAGCAACCCAAAUCCGAGGACGACCAAACCGGCCUCAAUCGAGGCCAGAAGCGAGACCGUGAAGAUAUCAGCAAUACCAAUAACAACGGAAGCAAUAGCAGCUGUGGAGAUGGCAAGGAAUUGGUGCCGGUACCCUUCGGAGCGGACGGCGAGGCGGCGCGCAGGCCCCGGGGUCGGCCUGCCGGGUCGAAGAACAAGCCCAAGCCCCCCAUCAUCAUAAACCGAGACAGCGCCAACGCCUUCCGAACCCACGUCAUGGAGAUCGCCGGCGGCUGCGACAUAGUCGAGAGCAUGGCCACCUUCGCAUGCCGCCGGCAGCGAGGGUUGUGCAUCCUUAGCGGUACCGGUUCCGUCACAAACGUUACCCUCCGUCAGCCAGCAUCCCAGGGUGCCGUCGUCACCCUCCAUGGCCGUUUUGAGAUCCUUUCCCUAUCGGGGUCCUUCCUGCCGCCGCCCGCCCCACCGGCGGCGACCGGCCUCACAGUAUACUUGGCUGGCGGGCAAGGACAGGUGGUCGGAGGGAGCGUCGUGGGGCCGCUGAUGGCGUCGGGGCCCGUGGUUAUAAUGGCGGCAUCGUUCGCUAAUGCGGCCUAUGACAGGCUUCCUCUGGAGGAAGAGGAGUCUCUACCAGCCCAGGGGCCUCUGGAAUCCCAUGGACUGGUUGGUCAGCAGCAGCAGCAGUUCCUGCAGGACCCCAGCCUCUUCCAUGGUCUUGCACCGAAUCUUCUCGGUAACGUCCAGUUGCCAUCGGAGCCUAACAAUUGGACUACUGGUGCAGGGAUUCACUAAGUUAGGGAGCUCUAUUAUUUGCUUAGUUUUCGCUUGUUGUGCUAGAAAUUAUUGCAGGAUUUCAAGUUGAGUGCCCUUCUGUCUUGAGGGGACUAGUGCUUAAUUUCUUCUGUUUCUGCCCACAUUUCUUACCUUCUCUAGAAUAACUGAUCUUGGUGUUGAAUUAAGAAACUUGUACAAAUUUAUGAAUUCUCAGUGGUUUCAAUUUGA
Molecule: messenger RNA, 1633 nt
Organism: Elaeis guineensis (African oil palm)
Lineage: Eukaryota; Viridiplantae; Streptophyta; Magnoliopsida; Arecales; Arecaceae
Source: RefSeq, a predicted model, not a curated record